AUGGUGUGUACUUCUUACAUGACCGUGUACGCCAUGCUGGCCGCCAUUUCGGUCGGCUCCGCCUCGGCUGGACACAGUGUGUGCUACGCGACGUGGCACAAUCCGGCCGUGACGAAGGAGGUCCUGCUGAAAGACGUCCUGGAGAUCGGUACCUACUUUUCGAGCUUCCGGACGUUCGAAACCCGCAUGGCCGGCUACAACAUCAUUCAAAUCGCCGGUGAGGCCGGCGUGAAAGUCGCCGCGGGCGUGCAGAUGAACGACGAGCAUGCCGUGGACGCCGAGAUCGAAGCCGUGUGCACCGGUUACAGCACCAACCCAGAAGCGCUUGAAGCCGUCUACGUUGGCAACGAGAACCUGCGCAACAAGGACUUUGGCACGGUUAGUGCCCAGGUGCUGAUCGGGUACAUCCAACGGGUCAAGGAGUGCACGCACGGGGCUGUGCCGGUUGGCACCGUCCAGCGCGCCAACGAGUGGGUCGGUGCCGAGGAUGCGAUACUGGUCGCCAAUGCGUCCGACGUGAUCGGGAUCAACAUCUACCCCUUCUUUACCCCGGGGGACUCGUCUCCCAUCGAGAAGCUCCAGGCUCAAUGGGACCAGAUGACGAGCAAGUACGGCGCUGCCAAGUGUCGGUUGACUGAGACUGGGUGGCCGACCAAGGGCGAAGACAAUGCGGGGAACCAUGCGUCCCUCGAGACGGCGCAGCUCUACUUUGACAGCUUCUUGACGUGGGCACAGGACAAGGCGUCGUCGUACUGGUUCAUGAUGUACGACACGACGAAGAGCUACACGGGCAUGGAGUACGAGAUGAACUUCGGUCUCUUCACUGCUACGGGCGCGAAGAAGAUCAACAUCCCUGGCUUCACGGGCUCCAAGACGGGCUCCCCUGUCAAUGACACGGGAAUGGCCCCCGGGACCAAUAGUCCUGGCAACGAUCCUCUCCAAAACCCCGUGCAGGGAACUCCCAUGGAGGGCACGCCUGGCGCCCCGGCUACACCGAGUCCCGAGCCCGUUAUCACCCUGAUUGAGCCUCAGUACUUUAGUGCCGACGGCAAGCCGCUGACUGGCGAUGCCAAUCGGCACUAUGAUGGGGUGAAUCCUCCUGCGGACGGAUCUACCGAUCACCCGUCUGUGGUAGAGUCUGGCAACGAUCCUCUCCAAAGCCCCGUGCAGGGAACUCCCAUGGAGGGCACGCCUGGCGCCCCGCCUACAUCGAGUCCCGAGCCCGUUAUCACCCUGAUUGAGCCUCAGUACUUUGGUGCAGACGGCAAGCCGCUGACUGGCGAUGCCAAUCGGCACUAUGAUGGGGUGAAUCCUCCUGCGGACGGAUCUACCGAUCACCCGUCUGUGGUAGAGUCUGGCAACGAUCCUCUCCAAAGCCCCGUGCAGGGAACUCCCAUGGAGGGCACGCCUGGCGCCCCGCCUACAUCGAGUCCCGAGCCCGUUACCACCCUGAUUGAGCCUCAGUACUUUGGUGCAGACGGCAAGCCGCUGAAUGGCGGUGCCAAUCAGGGCGUCCCGGUGCCAGUGACGACUCCUGGUACCCCAGCUGCGGAGAAGUCGGGCAUCCCCGAAGGCUCGCUUCAAAACGGCGCCGGCGUGCCUGGUUACUUUAACGAGGAGCCCAAGCCGGUGGAUGGCAGUGUCAAGAAGGGCAUCACGGUGGAAAAGAACGAGCCAGUGGUGACCCCUGGUACGCCGGUUGUGGUGGACUCUGGCAAAGACUGUGCCAUGUAA
This is a messenger RNA of Peronospora matthiolae, 1734 nucleotides long. Lineage: Eukaryota; Oomycota; Peronosporomycetes; Peronosporales; Peronosporaceae. The record is from the annotation of a GenBank genome assembly.